AUUUGAGGUAGUUGACUCUGGUUACAUCUCAGUAGAUGAACAAGGCACUUAAUGAAACGGUCAAAAACAGGGAUGGGACAAAAGACAAAUUUUCUUACGAAACUCAGAAGAUUUGCUCUGAAAGCCAGUGUUUGCACAGUUUCGAGUGUCUAGAUCAGUAGUAAUGUAGAUGAUAAAGGUCUUUUGAGGGCCUAUUUGAUUUGUAAGUGUUUUGGGGUUUCUUGAAUUUGGUGGCAAAGGACAAUUAUUGGGAAAUUUCAGACUAUUUUCUUUUCCGCAGACAUGAAGGUGUUUACAGAACUUGGUCCUGACUACAAAUAAAGGCAUUGGAAGACUAACUGCUAUGCCUGUGGCCUGUAAAUCCGCGUUUGAAUAGUCCUGGCACUAGCUUGUUCAAGUCAGCAGACCAGUUAUCCUGCAGAAAGUCCCGCAAUCCCAUUUUGUCAUACCACUUCUUUGGUGUCAUCGUAAGCAUUGUUGAUGUGUACUUCAUAUUCCCUCACAUCAAGAGAUAGCAGUAUCUGGAUCUCCCCCCAGUAGCUGUUGCAAAGAUUGUUGAAGAAGGCAUGCCCAAAGAAAAAUACGAGCCCCCUGACCCUCGGAGGAUGUACACAAUUAUGUCCUCUGAGGAGGCAGCAAAUGGAAAGAAGUCACACUGGGCAGAGCUUGAAAUAAGUGGAAGAGUAAGAAGCUUAAGCUCAUCUUUGUGGUCAUUAACUCACCUGACAGCUUUGCAUUUGAGUGACAAUUUCCUGUCCCGCAUCCCUUCAGAUAUUGCCAAGCUUCACAAUCUGGUGUAUCUGGACCUGUCUUCAAAUAAAAUCCGGAGUUUACCAGCAGAACUCGGAAACAUGGUAUCACUCAGGGAACUCCAUUUAAAUAACAACCUGUUACGAGUUCUACCUUUUGAGCUGGGGAAACUGUUUCAGUUGCAGACUUUAGGCCUGAAAGGAAAUCCACUUACCCAGGAUAUACUGAACCUCUAUCUGGAACCAGAUGGAACCAAAAGGCUAUUAAACUAUUUGCUUGAUAAUUUGGCAGGUACUGCAAAAAGAAUUUCAACAGAACAGCCACCUCCAAGAUCUUGGAUUAUGUUACAAGAACCAGACAGAACAAGGCCAACUGCUUUGUUUUCUGUCAUGUGCUAUAAUGUUCUUUGUGAUAAAUAUGCGACCCGGCAGUUAUAUGGCUACUGUCCCUCAUGGGCACUGAAUUGGGAUUACAGGAAAAAGGCCAUUAUUCAAGAAAUCUUGAGCUGCAAUGCUGAUAUCGUAAGUCUUCAGGAGGUUGAAACAGAACAGUAUUAUAGUUUUUUUUUGGUAGAACUGAAAGAACGUGGCUAUAAUGGAUUCUUCAGUCCUAAAUCUAGAGCUAGGACAAUGUCAGAACAAGAAAGAAAGCAUGUUGAUGGCUGUGCAAUAUUCUUCAAGACAGAAAAAUUUACUUUGGUUCAGAAACACACUGUUGAAUUUAAUCAGCUAGCAAUGGCAAAUUCAGAAGGGUCCGAAGCUAUGCUGAACAGAGUCAUGACAAAAGAUAACAUUGGAGUUGCAGUGCUACUAGAACUUCGAAAGGAAUUGAUUGAAAUGUCAUCUGGAAAGCCACAUCUUGGAACAGAAAAACAACUUAUUCUUGUGGCUAAUGCUCAUAUGCAUUGGGACCCAGAAUACUCUGAUGUCAAGUUAGUUCAAACGAUGAUGUUUCUCUCAGAAGUGAAAAAUAUCAUUGAUAAAGCCUCACGAAGCCUCCAGUCCAGUGUAUUGGGAGAAUUUGGAAAUAUUCCAUUAGUGUUGUGUGCAGAUCUUAAUUCUUUGCCAGACUCUGGUGUUGUAGAAUAUUUGAGCACUGGUGGAGUAGAAACAAAUCAUAAGGACUUUAAGGAACUGAGAUAUAAUGAAAGUCUUACAAACUUCAGCUGUAAUGGGAAAAAUGGGACACCCAAUGGAAGGAUCACUCAUGGUUUCAAGUUAAAGAGUGCCUACGAGAGCGGCCUGAUGCCUUACACAAAUUACACGUUUGAUUUCAAGGGUAUAAUUGACUACAUCUUCUAUUCUAAGCCUCAGCUGAACACAUUAGGCAUCCUGGGACCUCUGGACCACCACUGGCUAGUUGAGAACAAUAUCAGCGGCUGCCCACACCCACUCAUCCCCUCCGACCACUUCUCACUUUUUGCACAACUGGAGCUCUUACUGCCUUUCCUGCCCCAAGUUAACGGCAUUCACCUUCCUGGCAGGAGGUAGUCAAGUACCUUCAGAAGAUGACCUCAAUUUCACUUUUAAACUUAUAAAAAAUCUGAAUAUAGGGGAGUGAGGUAUGGCCACUAGGGAUUUUUUUCUUAAUGAUGAUUUGAGUUCUCAAUCUGCAUAUUUCAUAAGGAUAUAGUAUGAAAGCCAGGUGCUAGCAAUGGACAAAUUCUGAGCCCAAUAUGCUUUAUAUACUGUUAGACAGGGAUUGGUGUGUUUGCACCUAUCUUUAAUUUGUUACAAGUAAUUUUCCUGUUUCUUCUAUCCAGUAUAAUAUUUUCAUGCCUUGAAAUAGGAAAAUGUUUGAACAGCAUAUCCUCUUUGCACAGAAAUCUGUAGCACUACUUUUCUGAGGCCAGUAAUAACAUCCAGAGACCAUUCUUCCAUACUUGACUCCCUCCUUUUUCAGACAUGUUUGUAAAGUACAGAAUUUGAAUUUAGCCUUUAUGAUUGUAUAUGAUCCACAGAAGACCUGAUUUAUGAAAUUUUGUACUAAAAAAAAUCAGAUUUGGAAAUGAUUGUAUUGUAAACUAAGGCUAAGUUUUUGGGGUUUUUUUUUUUGUUGUUGUUGUUGUUGUUGGGUUUUUGUUGUUUUUUUUUUAACCUGUUCCAUGUAUUUUAAAGGCCAGCUUGUAAAAGAAGUUGCAACAGACUUUCUCUGCUGAUGAUUUGCACUGUUGGGGUUUUCUUGGCCCUUUUGUACUACUUUGUUUUUAAAUGGAGAACAUUGCUUUUUAAACCUGUUUAAAGUUUAGGACAUUUUUUUGGACCAGAGGUAACCUUAUUUGUAAAUUCCUGGGUUUUUACAAAAACUAUCUACCAGGACAGAUAA
This is a messenger RNA of Pteronotus mesoamericanus, 3075 nucleotides long. RefSeq names its product CCR4-NOT transcription complex subunit 6 (gene CNOT6). The coding region runs from base 567 to 2240 and encodes 557 amino acids. The record is from RefSeq and is a predicted model, not a curated record. Gene Ontology annotation, molecular function: poly(A)-specific ribonuclease activity; protein binding. Lineage: Eukaryota; Metazoa; Chordata; Mammalia; Chiroptera; Mormoopidae. Gene Ontology annotation, cellular component: nucleus; CCR4-NOT complex; cytoplasm. The transcript is spliced from 13 exons. Gene Ontology annotation, biological process: nuclear-transcribed mRNA poly(A) tail shortening.